Dissoconium aciculare CBS 342.82 is the source of this 1092-nucleotide messenger RNA. RefSeq lists its product as uncharacterized. Bases 1 to 1092 code for a protein of 363 amino acids. Gene Ontology annotation, molecular function: C-4 methylsterol oxidase activity; iron ion binding. The transcript is spliced from 2 exons. Lineage: Eukaryota; Fungi; Ascomycota; Dothideomycetes; Mycosphaerellales; Dissoconiaceae. The record is from RefSeq and is a predicted model, not a curated record. Gene Ontology annotation, biological process: ergosterol biosynthetic process.
AUGGUCAAUUCGUCCUUUUGUGUCGACGCCGGUGCGUCAAACGUCGCCAACAUGAGCACCGCAAACAAUCUCCCGGCCACCGACUGGAGAAAUCAGGACCCGAGUACCUUCACUUUCAAGCAAAGGGUCCUCGCGCGCGCUGAUAGGUGGUCAAAUCAUCAUAAUGAAUAUCCUGUUUUCCAGAAGACGGAAAAGGUGCCAAAUUUCAACGCCUGGUCGGUCGAUCGGUGGAUCGUCACGCAUGCUGCCUGGCCUGUCGCUGUGCAUGCGGCAUACAAUCAUUACAUCGGCCCGCACUUCUUCGGGCCACUCCCACACAUCCUCGCCAUCGGUUUAUACGCACUUGGACUAACGAUAAACAUGGGCCGCGAGAUUCGGACCUUGGAGGCUCUCGCAUACAAAACCGGGUUCUUUGAUGGUGACAAACACUCACGCGACAAGGUGCCCGAGGAGCACUUCUCCAAGAUCAUCGCUAGCGUGCCCAGUAUCAUCGCUGCGCGCUCAAGCAUGACCGUAUUACUGGCCUACAAGCGAUCGGCGCCCAUCACUCUGAGCCCAUGGUUCCUCGUCGAGCUCACCUUGUAUCCAAUCAUCUUAGACUUCUUUUUUUACGUCUACCACCGCUCCACUCAUGAAGUAGACGGCCUGUGGAAAUACCAUCGAACUCAUCACCUAACGAAACAUCCAAACCCUUUACUAUCGUCCUACGCAGAUGUCGAGCAGGAAAUCAUCGAGAUGGCCAUCGUCCCUCUCUUGACAUACGCCACCCUCAAGCUUUUCGGUUUCCCGAUGACCUUCUACGACUGGUGGCUCUGCCAAUGCUUCACCUUCUUCGCAGAAGCGCUGGGCCAUUCUGGAGUUCGUGCGAUGUUUCUGGUGCCUGGCCCAGCUAGCCGCAUCUUGACAUGGCUUGGAUGUGAACUCGUCCUCGAAGAUCACGACAUACAUCACCGACAGGGCUGGAGAAAGUCUGGGAAUUAUGGCAAGGCCACGAGGCUAUGGGACCGCAUUUUUGGCACUUGUUUGCCUCGCAUCGAGGCGAAAUGGGUAAAUAUCGAUCAUGAGAACGCCUUGCGCAUGCCCAUUUUCUGA